GCGAGGAGGGCGAGGGCCCUGCAGCCCCUAAUGAAGAGAUACAAGUGUCCCUCAAAAUACCCCUUGAGACAGAAGAUCGUUGUCCUCUUCUUGACCCUUUGGUUAGUCUCGCUAUUAAAACUUCUGAACGUUAAAAAAAUUUUAUUCCCUAAAAAGGACAUUUAUUUCGUGGAGCACUCCCUAAGCACCUCCUCUUUAGUUAGAAACAGGUAUGCCUAUGUCAGGAACGACUUCAAAUAUGAAGUGAACUGUUCUUAUGUUUAUGAGCAAGAGCCAGGGGAAAUUGGCAAGACCUUAGAGAUAAGAAAAAAGGACAUCGUUGAUUUAGAUGAUGAAGAUGUCAUUGCGAUGACAAGUGACUGCAAGGUUUAUCAGACCAUAAGAAGAUAUCACCUAAAGCCUGUUUCACCAGAGGAGGAAAGAUUCCCAAUAGCCUAUUCUCUGGUGGUUCACAAAGAAGCAAUUAUGGUUGAACGGCUCAUUCACACGAUAUACAACCAACACAACGUUUAUUGCAUCCACUAUGACCUGAAGUCACCUGACACCUUCAAAUUUGCCAUGGACAAUUUAGCUAAGUGCUUCGCCAACGUUUUCAUUGCGUCCAAAUUAGAGAGAGUGGAAUAUGCUCACAUUUCCAGACUCCAAGCUGACCUCAAUUGCUUGUCAGACCUGAUGAAAUCUUCAGUUCCCUGGAAAUAUGUGAUUAACCUGUGUGGACAAGACUUUCCUUUGAAGUCCAACUUCGAAUUGGUUUCGGAGCUGAAGAAACUCCAAGGGGCCAACAUGCUGGAGACUGUGAAGCCGAGCGAGAGCAAAAAGGAGAGGUUCACUUAUCGCCAUGAACUGAAAAGCGUGCCUUACGAAUACAUGCAGAUGCCUGUAAGAACAAACAUUUCCAAGAAUCCACCGCCACAUAACAUUGAGGUUUUUGUUGGCAGUGCCUACUUCGUUGUAAGUCGAGCAUUCGCCCAAUACGCUGUGAACAGUUCCCUAGCUAAGGACUUUUUCCACUGGUCUAAGGACACCUAUUCCCCAGAUGAACAUUUCUGGGCCACCCUGACCCGCGUCCCAGGAAUCCCUGGGGAGAUUUCCCGAUCAGCCCAGGACAUCACCGAUCUGCAGAGUAAAACCCGUCUCGUCAAAUGGAACUACCUGGAAGACCACCUCUAUCCCCCGUGCACUGGCUCCCACCUCCGCAGUGUGUGUAUCUACGGGGCAGCGGAACUGAGGUGGCUGUUGAAGUACGGUCAUUGGUUUGCCAAUAAAUUCGACUCCAAGGUGGAUCCCAUUAUCAUCAAAUGCCUGGCGGAGAAGCUUGCCCAGCAACAAUGGGAGUGGGUCAGUUUGUCUUCAGAAAAGCUCUUUCUGUUGAGAAGUUCCCUCUCCACAUCCCUUUAAAAGCCUGCCCUGGGCAGGCCCUAAGGGCAUUGGAAAAUCCAAGUUAAUAGAUAAAGAGUCAUAGUAUCAUUAUAAUAAUGAUAGUGUGCUGCGUUCCACCCUGAAGCAGUUGUUCAGGAACAUCCCUCCUCACACCGUGACCUUAAUAUCUUUACUAUUGUUCGCAGAGGUCCGAAGAGGCCCAGGGCUGGUGGGAGAGCUUGGGGGCUCGCUAGCGAAAUACAUAAAAGGCGUCUCAAUCCGAGUUGUGAAGAACAUUCCGUUUGUGAUUGCUUCUGUCACCUUUGCUCUCUGAACCUUGGAAAUGUUAGAAUGAAGGACUACCCCUUGUCUGCUACCUCAAGAGAGUGUGAAAAGAUGUCCAAUUUCUUGCCAAGGCAGUUGGCAUACCAUGUAGUUCGCCAAAUUGGCAGAGGGCAUUGAGCCCCUCUUGGGGGUGUAGUUGAUUGAGGGUUGGGAGCAGGGAGUAUGCGUUCAGGAAGAUUCAUGGGAUUUCACGUGCCACAUUACGCAGUGCGGUAGUCACGGGUCUGGGAUUCUCACUGACCAGUGUUUCUUGAAAACUUAUCCUCAGCUGGAUAAAAUUUUACAUCUGCAGCUCUUCCUAAUGGCCAAAAGCCCCAUUAUCUUGACCAUUGCAGGUAAGAUUUCAUAAUCUUGGGAAGCUAGAAAAGAAUAUCAGCAAACGUUGGAGUCUGGAUAGACUGCAACCCAGCUCAGCCCAAGCGGCCUCUCACCAAUUAUAUUUUUCUAAGAACAUCCAUUUUUAACAAGCACACCAGGCACAAAGACUAAAAAUGGAACUCCAUUUCUCCUGCAGUCAACCCAAAGGUUGGUGUUACCUUAAAUGGCAAAAUAGGCUAGUUUGAUAUUUAUAGAGGUUGAGCCAGAUUUGCAUGUUGGUUUUUUGGGUUUUUUGUUUUUUUUAGUUAAUAGGGCUUGUUUUUUACAAUAUAGUAUCAAGGAAACUCUAGCAGACAGUGGUGUUUUAAAGUGAGAAUUGAUUAAGAUGCCAAGGAGUCAAAACAGGAGGCUUCCAGGAAACACAGUUUAACAAUUCAAGAAACAGUUCCUUCCUCUAUAAUAGAUAUAUACCUAUGGGUUCGGUGCUGUUUCUGUGGGUUGAACUGUCAAGCUAACAGUCACUGUAAAAUUUUCUGGAAAGAGGCAGUAGGUGUGAAAAGUGACAACUUUUCUAAAUUAACUUGAUCAUUUUAAAUUUGCUUUUAGGGAAAGUUUUCCUUGAAACUUACCUCCUAUGGAGCAAUUCAAAUUUUUUAUUACUGUAGAAGUUUCCAACCUCCAGAACUUGCAAAUACCUCCUGCCUCUCCACCCUGCGUCGCAUUACAGAAAAAAAAGAUAUUUUUUCUAAUAUACCAAGUCAUUAGAGUAUAGAAAAUGUCCAGAUUCCACUCCUAAGUACUUUGUAACAUAGGUUACCUUCAAGGGGGGAACUAUUUUUAAUGGUAUUUACUGAGUGUUUACUAUGGGCUAAGGACUGGGAUACAUACAAGACACUGUCCCUCUCCCAUUCUGGGCUCAUAAUCUAAGAGGUGGAGAGAGCAGGUCUCUUAUCUCCGUUGUAUAGAUAAAGAAGCUGAGGCUCAGAGAGAUUAAGUGACUUGCCCAAGGUCACACAGCAAGUCGGUGACUAGAACCCUGGUCUCGUGACUUCCAGUCCCAUGUGCUAGGUCACGCUGCCUCACUGUGAAGCUAAGCAAUUUUACCAUGACUGGGUUAUGCUUGAAGUGA
This is a messenger RNA of Tachyglossus aculeatus (Australian echidna), 3151 nucleotides long. It is a transcript of the gene GCNT4, whose product is annotated as glucosaminyl (N-acetyl) transferase 4. The record is from RefSeq and is a predicted model, not a curated record. The coding region runs from base 31 to 1398 and encodes 455 amino acids. Gene Ontology annotation, cellular component: membrane. The transcript has 2 exons. Gene Ontology annotation, molecular function: acetylglucosaminyltransferase activity. NCBI's taxonomy places the organism in Eukaryota, Metazoa, Chordata, Mammalia, Monotremata, Tachyglossidae.